Phyllopteryx taeniolatus (common seadragon) is the source of this 6932-nucleotide messenger RNA. RefSeq names its product AT-rich interaction domain 5B (gene arid5b). The record is from RefSeq and is a predicted model, not a curated record. Gene Ontology annotation, biological process: regulation of transcription by RNA polymerase II. Lineage: Eukaryota; Metazoa; Chordata; Actinopteri; Syngnathiformes; Syngnathidae. The transcript has 10 exons. Gene Ontology annotation, cellular component: nucleus. Gene Ontology annotation, molecular function: transcription cis-regulatory region binding. The coding region runs from base 118 to 3501 and encodes 1127 amino acids.
GAAAACGGGUGCUCAUUUGAAGUGGCUCGCUUUGUUCCCCUGCCAGGACCUGCGGCGAUCCAUUCACGCCAGCAAGUUUGGAGAGCGUGUUGAGUUGAAUCAAUUCAGAACGUCGCGAUGGAGCCGAACUCACUCAAGUGGGUGGGCUCGUCUUGCGGCUUACACGGACCGUAUAUAUUUUACAAAGCCUUCAAAUUCGCGAGCCGGGCCGCCGAGACUCGGAUCCUGUCGCUGGGGGACUUUUUCUUGGUGCGCUGCAAGCCGGACGAGCCCGUGUGCGUCGCCGAGCUGCAGCUUCUCUGGGAGGAGAGGACGAGCAGGCAACUUUUGUCCAGCUCCAAACUUUAUUUCCUACCCGAGGACACUCCGCAGGGACGCGGCGUCUCCCACGGAGAGCACGAGGCGAUCGCCGUGUCCGAAAAGGUGAUCGUGCGCCUCCAGGACCUGGUCAAGUGGACCGUGCCGGACUUCUCGGGAUGGACCCAUGGUCUGAAGGCGGAGCCCCUCAAAGGCUCGGUGCUGCGCGAGCUGGGCACCAAUGGGCAGCGCGAGGCCCUCCACCGCUACCGCGAGAGCACUCUCACCAGUGGUCUCAACUUUAAGGACGUCCAGCGGGAGCGGUCGCACCUCGGCCAGGAAGAGGACGGCAGGAAGGUGCUGGUCCUCAGCUACCCGCAGUACUGCCGCUUCCGCUCAGUUCUGGUUCGGCUCAGGGAACAGCCCACCUCGCUGCUGCUCAACCACACGGUGCUGGCGCUGGGCGGCAUCGCGGCGCUGGGCGGCAACACCCGGAUCCUGUACUGCCGCGACACCUUCGAGCAUCCCACGCUGUUGCAGAACGAGAGCAUCUGUGACGAAUUCGCUCCCAACUUGAAGGGGCGGCCCCGCAAGAAGAAGUUGUCCAUCUCUCAGAGGAGGGACUCCACAAGCUCCACGGCGAUGACGGCUCAGGACCCCAAUAGCUUGGAGACCAAAAGUCCCAAGGUCAAAGCGAGCUGUAGAGCAUUAGCCAACGGCAAACUUAGCUCUGGCAAGCUUAGCGCCGUUCCCAAACACAGGAAGGCGGCGCCGCCCGAGGAGAAGGAACGACUGAAGGAGAUGGUGGAGGAGAGGAGUGAGAAGGAGGAGGCCAGGGAUUCCUCCUCCCCGGCCUCCCUGGAGAAGGAGGAGGAUGAGGAGCAGGCGGCGUCAUCCUCGUCCGAGGAGAGUCGAGAGGACGAGCAGGCCUUCCUGGUAGAGCUCUACAAGUACAUGAAGAAGAGAGACACGCCCAUUGAGAGGAUCCCCUUCCUGGGCUUCAAACAAAUCAACCUUUGGACCAUGUUUCAAGCAGCUCAGAAGCUGGGAGGAUAUGAGCUGAUCACGGUCCGCAGGCAAUGGAAGCAUGUGUACGACGAACUGGGUGGCAACCCUAGCAGCACCAGCGCCGCCACGUGCACGCGCAGGCACUACGAGAGGCUUCUCCUCCCGUACGAGAGGCAUCUCAAAGGUGAGCAGGACAAGCCCCUCCCCCUAACCAAACCCCGCAGCCAGGAGAAGGUGCCGUCAGCCAAGGCCAAAGGCGUCGGGGCCAAGAAAGCCAAGGGCCCGAGCGGUGUCAAGCAGGCGUCCAGAAAGGAGCGCGGCGAGGCGGCCAAGGGCCAGCAACAAUCACAGGAUUCCAAGGUGAAAGGGGAAGUGGCCAUGAACCUCGAACCGCCGGCUGUGGAUGAACCCAUCGUCAUCGAGGAGGAGGAGCUUCAUGUCACGCUGAAGAAAGAGGAGUCGUUGGCCGGGGAGCCGCCCAUGUCGCUGUGCCCAAAAGAGGCCGAUUCCAACAGGGCCCCGCUCGCCCCUCGGCCCGUCCACGCAGCCACUCAGCCUGAGUGGAGGCAGAACAGUGAUGGUCUUCAAGCCGCCAAGACUGAAGUACACCUUGUCACCAAAAGCGCCUACCUGCCUCAUCACUGGGACCAGAGCAAACCCGCCGGACAUGUCGCGCUGCCCGAGUCCUCCAUCCGGGGCAAAGACUCCUUGGAGAGUCAUGGAGGGAGAGUUGGCAAGGUGUUACCCAUGUGUAAACAGGAUAGGCAGUCCGUAGACUUGAGGGCAGAUUCCGUGCCCGAGAAGGAGGACUAUGGGUUAAUUAGGAAGGAAAGUCCCGCACAGAUGGCCGCCUACUGCAAAGCAGGUCAAGGCGUCAUGUCUCCUCUAGCCAAAAAGAAGCUCCUCUCCCAAGUGUGCGAGUCAGCGUCAUUCUCAUUCAUGUCGUCUCUCCAGCCUCCUCUUGCUCCCGAGAGAGACACGGACAAGAAGAAAGGCGAGGAGGAAGGCCAGAGGCAGCACAUGUCCGACAACGUCCCGGAGGCAGCGCCGAUGUUCCGUCCGUCGGUCAUUCAGCACGCGCAGAGCAGCAAGCCUCCGCAGGAGAGGAGCAGCAACCACCUCCUGCAGCCUCACGUCACUGCCCCGUGGCAGCCUUAUCUCCCCAGGACGCAGGACCGGGAUGCUGUGGAGAACACUUCGGAAAAGCUUCUCCAGGCUCGGAGCUUCGCCGGGGACUGCUACUCAUCCCCGCACCUGCACAGUCUGUACAGGCAAACGGAGAACUGCCUGAGCCAGGACAGGAUGUCUGGAUACUCCAAUGGAGAGCGGCGGGAGCACUUCCCCAGGGACCGGGAGGGGGGGCAGGGUUUUGUUUUUGGAGGCCUGGAGCAGGAAGGCCUCGCUUACAGAUCGCACUACAGCGACGAAGCGCAGACUCGAGGGGAGAGCAGAGAAGCAGAGGACGAACCCAGAGACUUCACCAUGUCCAAACCGCUUUCCCAGCGGGUGUCGACCUUCUCCAAACCCUCCUUCUGCGGCCUCCCUUACUCCAUCGUGCACCAGGGCUUGGACUCCCACCCUAAGGCAUGUAGAGUUCCUCCCAUGACCAUCUCGCCUCCCAAGCAGGACCCGUCACCACCCUUUCUCAGUCCCAAAUCUUCAUCUGACUCAUCCCUCACCAUCCCCGUCCGACCCAGUAAACGAAGCCUCGGGGAACCGGAGGGCGAGGAGGUGCCGGAAAGGAAGGUUCGCGUCGUGACUCCGAUCCACCCGGCUACCGCCAUCCGACGCAGCGACCCGGAGGAGCUGAAACUCGCCGAGCCGGCCCACGCGGUCCACCUCAACAACCACCUUCCCGAGGGCCACCCGGCCACCACUUACCCCCUGCCUCACGCCGCACCCCUCUACGCCGGCAUGUACCCGCCCGGCAGCCUGGUGUCGCAGGACGGACUCCAGCAACACCCGGGCCUGCAGUAUCUAAAGAGCCAGUCGGCCGUGUCCCCGCUAGUGCCCCCCUUAGCCUUCCACUCCAUGAUGCUCCACAGGCAGCUUCUGGCCUCUGCCCCCAGCCCGCACCACUUCUUUAGGCACCCGGGCGGGGCGGCUCUCUACGGGGACCUGCUGCACCACCUGUACCCGCUCUCCACCCUCCCCCCGCCACAACUGUCGUCGGUACACCCCAGCACUAGACUGUGAGGGACACCUGGUUUGUCCCGACUCCCUUUCCCCCUGCCAAGCAGUCGUCAGAUGGAGGGGUGGCGACUGAUUGUAAAACUCAAUCUGUGAGACAGACUGAAAAUUCCAUUUUUAUUUUUUUUUGUAUUAGUUUAUACAUUUGUUUAUAUACUUUGCACUGUUGUGUAUUUUUAUCACCACUUACUGUAUCUUUUUGUUUUUAUCCUUAUUUGCACAAUUCUGACGUGGAUGUGCUCACUUUUGGUUUGACUCUCUGUUGGCGGGAGUCGGGCAGUCGCGCCGUUUUUGUUUACUGCGUCCGAGGGCUAAAACUGUCGCUUGAAACACUACAACAGGAACUUUCGUAUCCAAGAGUCGCCAAAAUAUGUCAACGUCAUUGGCAUUCAGUGGCUCCACUUUUUUGUUGCCUUUAUACUGCACUGUACCGCCUCGGUUCGGGGGUGGUCAUUUUUCCACAAUAGUACCACAGGAAACUUUAAAAAAAAAAAAAAAAAAAAAAAACACACACAUUGCAUUAAUUGAAUUGGUUGGAAAUGGGACACGCUAAAAAUAACAAACAGAAAAAAAUAUAAAAACGGAAAAAAUAAAUAAACAUUUACGGAUAAUUAACUGGCAACACGUUAGUCGAGUGGUUAGCACGUUCUUCUGUAGUCAGGAGAAGUUUGACGAUGAGCAGCGAGAAACUGGACAGCUGCAGCCAAGCGGAGAAUGCGGCGCUACAAUGUUAAGCUAACAUUAGCAUGCAUGUUUUGAAGACUGAAUCUGCUCCACCUGUGAGUGACCGCAAGUGGCUUUACCUCGGGAAGAAAUAGUACCGGGUAGUACUAGGUCUUUAUGCCAGUGGAAAAGCGGCACUAAUGAGUAGAGCCGAGUGGGUACCGUGCAGUGGAGUGCGCUGACAAAUGUAACCUGUAGAGGUGCUGUGGGACAUGACGUGUCCAAAUCCAUUUCACGUGAAUGAAUGUGGCUUUUUGCUUGGAUUUUUGAUUCUUUUUUUAUUUGAAAGAUCUCAUCAAGGAUCUAUGGACUGUAGCAGCUCGUCGCACUAGCGUCAUGAAGCAGCCGGCUGCUGCAGAACGCUUGUGCCCCGACACGCGCACACACACACACAAGCAUUUCACCGCUCUUAUUAUUCAUGACUUGAAAAAAAACAAACAUUUUACAGUCAAAACAUGCUGAAAAAAAGAAACAUCCACUGUAUGAUUUUUUUUUUUUUUUUUUUUUUUUUGGGGUGGUGGGGGGAGUAAGAAUGUUGACACUUAGGACGCUUUGCAAAUAUCUGUGCCUUUUGCCCGUCUCGCGUUAUUAUUGUUAGCACUAAAUUGUGGGAGGUAGCAGGUAUUAGAAAUUAGUUAUUUACUGUCCGGAGUGCACUUGGGCCACCACACGUGAUUGGUGAGGUGCAAAGUUUGUUAAGAAAUGCUUUACACUCGUGUACAUGUGCUGAAAUUGAUCUAUUUUCUAUGACAGGUGGUCAUUUACACUUUAAAGGAGACAUAUUGUGGAAAAUUGCUUUUUUUUUAUUAGCUUGUAUACAACCUUUUGAGAGCUGCUUGUUUCCCGAAAUGUGGCAGUGAGAGAGCCCUUCUGAAUUGUGCUGAAUUUUGAUGUGACAGCAUGUCUGCUGCAUGCGCCACAUUCACAGAUCCGAGAUGAAGUGCUGCCUUCACGAACUACAAUCCGUGCUUUUACUCCGCCUUCACUUGGGCUCUUCUGACCUUCGCCCGCUCUUCGUCGCAACCCCCUGGCUCCGAUGUCAAAAGCAUUGGCCCCUGCAGGAGAGCAAGCGGGGUGAGCAAUGGCUCAUUUGCACACGACAGCACCGCCCCCUCAAAACAAAACAAGUUAACUUCAGCGAGGAAGCAAUCUGUAAUUCCUUUGGAUGAAAAUGAGUUGGAAAAAAAUGCCUAACAUGUCUCCUUUAAAGCACAGUUUGCGUCUGUGUGUGCUUGAAUGUGAGGUAGCAGACUCCAUAAAAGUAAAGCCAAGCGUGAAUUAAUGAACCCGGAGGGGGGGGGGGGGGGGGCUUUUUUAUAACCACUAGACUCAAAUUUGGCCCGGAAUGCCCGAUGUCCAUGGGAAACCCUUUUAGCAUUUAUUUGAUAUCCUUGAUAUCCAUCUUAAGGAUCUUGUACUAGUACACUCUUUGUCCUCACUAGUAACACAAUUCAGCGCGCUAGCUGGUAAUUUUUCGUGACAGGAGGCUAAUAGUGUGUGAACCAUGCCUCCAAACGGGGCCUUGUAGUGUUACUAGUGCAGCACAUUAGUUUAGUAGUAAGGUUUUACUGCAUGCUAAUGGCGCAAAAGUGACAGUAGUUGUGGGAUAAAAAUGUUACCAGUUAGACAGUCGUUGCACUCGUGCGCUCAAUUGUCUUACUAUUGAGAAAAAGGUAGAUGGACUUCUUAAGGUCCAUGUACUAGUAUGCUCCUUUUUCUCACUAGUAAGACAAUUGAGCGCACGAGUGCAACAACUAGUACAUGAACCUUAAGAUAUAGCUAUAUCCUUGAUAUCCAACUACUUGUGAGCAUUUCAGUGCUAGUAGGAUUCCAGGAGGCUACUAGGGCAUGAUCCAUGCCCACUAGUUGGGCCUAGUAGACUAGUGCAGCACAGUAGUUUACUAGUAAGGUUUGAUUGCGUACUCGUAGGCCAAAUGUGGCAUUAGUAGUGAAAAAAGAUUACUAGUAAUACAGUCAUUCUACUCGUGGGGUGAAUUAUUUCACUAGUGAGGAAAAAGCAUCCUGCACUAAUAGACAGUUUGUAAAAUGGAUAUCAAGGAUAUUGAAUGAAUUAUCAGAAGUGUUUUCCAUGGCUGUGUGCAAAUGCGACUUUGGUUUCUGUGACUGUCCCCAAUGAACAAGCACUGAACGUGGCUCUUGUAUGAAAAUAAUAAUAAUAAUAAUAAUAAUAAUAAUCCAUACACGGGAUCAAUUUCAACUUCCCCUUUUCUUCUCUUGCAUUGUCGUCUUCGUGUGUGUGUGUGCGUGUGUAUGUAUGUGUGUGUGUGUGUGUAAAUAAAUAGCACUGUAGAUAGCGCACCGCUCUGGCGCGAGAGUGGUGGUUAUCAUAUCAAAACUGUUAUAAUCUGUAAAUAGCAUCAAAGGCAGUAUAUAUAUAUAUAUAUAUAUAUAUAUACAUACAUAUAUAUAUAUAUGUGUAUGUAUGUAUGUAUGAGAGAGAGAGAAAAAAUAAGUCGCUGACACACAAUCUAGCCUCUAACAAACACUACGUUUUCAAUUAAGGAUUAGAUUGCCUUUUUUGUUUGUUGUUAUGGUUUCACUUUUCAUUUUUUUUGUGCAUCCUCAGAAGUGUUUUUUGAUACAGUAGCCAUCUGUUUACCAAUCAGCCAACUGGCGAGCCAGACAAAAAAAUUAGACAUUUUUUUUAUGCUAUGACCUCCUGUAUAUUUAAUUAAAAUAUUUUACUAUCUAAA